AUGGUCUGGCCAUUUUCCUCCACGACGAAUGAGAGCCAGCAGCCCGCGGCUACGCAAACUGCAGCAUCACAUUCUGGGGAUGCAACUGAAUACCUUCGCACGCAUUCGUUCGACAAGAGCUCUGGCGGCAUGUCGACAACGACGCCUGAGGAUGCGCCAACGGCAGCAGGACUGCUGCGUAACACGGCGUUGGACCCUGCCAGGUUACACCCAUUUGCAGAUAUUAAGGAUGACCUAGAGUACCUGGAUAUUGAAGACGACAGGCCCAACACGAUUCAGGGCGCACGCACGGCACUCCCAUCGCGUGGCUGGAGUGACGAUCUUUGCUACGGUACUGGCACGACAUAUCUGGGUGGCUUGUCUGUAGGAGCUCUGAUUGGAUUGCGUGAAGGAUUGACCCGUCCCCUUGGCAUUGAUUCGCCGACAUUCCGUCUGCGCAUGAAUGCUAUACUAAACCAGGUCACACGCCGCGGCACGUUCCUUGGCAACAGUGCAGGUGUGAUCGCUCUGACGUACAAUAUCUUUGACGCAACUAUUGAUGCGGUGCGUGGCGAGCAUGAUAUCUAUGGCAGUGUGGCAUCUGGCGCACUGAGUGGGGCCUUAUUCCGUUGCACAUGUACGUUGCUAAUUUUUUGCGCGUUGCAAAAGAACUUCCACAUCAAUCUUUUCGGCAUGUUACUGACGCUAAAACAACAGCGGGUCCACGAGCUAUGCUUGUGUCGAGCACUAUCAUGA
This is a messenger RNA of Malassezia globosa CBS 7966, 735 nucleotides long. RefSeq lists its product as uncharacterized. Lineage: Eukaryota; Fungi; Basidiomycota; Malasseziomycetes; Malasseziales; Malasseziaceae. Gene Ontology annotation, molecular function: transmembrane protein transporter activity. Gene Ontology annotation, biological process: protein import into mitochondrial matrix. The transcript has a single exon. Gene Ontology annotation, cellular component: TIM23 mitochondrial import inner membrane translocase complex; mitochondrial inner membrane. The coding region runs from base 1 to 735 and encodes 244 amino acids. The record is from RefSeq and is a predicted model, not a curated record.